Trichoderma aggressivum f. europaeum is the source of this 2997-nucleotide messenger RNA. RefSeq lists its product as uncharacterized. Bases 1 to 2997 code for a protein of 998 amino acids. The record is from RefSeq and is a predicted model, not a curated record. NCBI's taxonomy places the organism in Eukaryota, Fungi, Ascomycota, Sordariomycetes, Hypocreales, Hypocreaceae. The transcript has 5 exons.
AUGGCCUCCCCAGAGACCAAGGUAUAUCGCCUUCGAGGUAUCCCGGCGCAUUUGGAUCGUCUCGGCGUUACUCAAUUGAUUCAAGCAUUUUUACCCAACGGCAAGCUCGAAGAUAUUACCGUAGCAUCGCUUGCCAUGAGCUGCGAAUUUUGGAUUAGGAAUCCCACAAAGAUAGCGACACUCACUCUACGAAAACUUCCCGAAGUCGUGCGUAUUGCUCCUGCGGCUGGGGAGUGGCAGCUUCCCGUGCUUGCUCUGCCCAAACCACUCAUUCUGGAUGAUAAAUUCUAUGGUCUUACUCCUUUGAAUGAAGUGAAAGAGUCUCACCAUCAGUUUGAUUGUGUUGUGAUUUCAGGUCUCGCAAGCCACCCGAUGGGAUCCUGGCAGCCUCGAGGCAAUGAUAAAUCGUUCAUGUGGAUAAGAGAUAAAUUGCCAGAACUCGUCCCCAACGUUAGAUUCAUACUCUAUGGUUACGAUACUACACUAGUGGGGAGUAAUUCUUUCCAAACAGUGGCAGAUCUUGCCAAUAAUCUGAUCAACGAACUGAAGGCAGGAGGGUGGUCAUCGCCUAGUUCAAAGGAGUUGGCAUUUUUGGCACACAGCCUUGGUGGCGUGGUGUUAAAACAACUUUUCUGUAUGCUCGCAGACAGUGAUGUCUCUUCUGAGUGCAUACUCCAAAAGACAAAGGGCGCAAUAUUUUUCGGAACACCAAGUGAAGGCAUGGACAUCGAAGAUAUUCAUACCAUGCUUAAAGAUCAGCCAAAUAAAGACGCACUUGUAGCCGAGAUAUCUAACAGAUCAAGCUUUCUGUCUAGUCUGGAGGAGCGCAUCUCUGGCAUUGUUCAACUUCGAGCAAUGAAGCUUAAUUGGGCGUAUGAAACCCAGAAAACCCCUACUGUGAAGUUGGUUGAUGGUGCAUACGGUAGAUCGGGGUCAGGGACCAUAUUGGUAUCACGAGAGUCCGCCACGGGCAAUCGUUGCACUUCUGAUGCUGCGUCAACAAUACAAAUUAAUGAGAAUCACUCCAACAUGGUUAAAUUCUCACCCGGAAAUCACAUUAUUGGCCCCAUUGCGAAUACGCUAAGGAAUAUUCUUCAGAAUGACCAAGGUGCUCUUAGCCAAUACCCGGAGCGUUUGGCUACACUCAAUCUUCCAAAGAUACCAUCCAAUAUCAUCACCUUAGCGAAUCACAGCUCAAGAGAUAUUUGGGACCUCGAGUCAACCAUCCAAUCCCUGCGGGUACAUGAGAGAGAUGAAAGGUUGCAGCAGAUCGAUGAAAGCGCCGGUUGCUCUUUUGAAUGGGCAUUCGACGACUCUUCAAUUGGAUUAAAAAAAUGGCUACAAAAAGGUGACGGUCUCUACUGGGUUUCUGGACGACCUGCCUCUGGAAAGUCAACUUUCAUGAAGUUUCUCUACCACGAUAAGCGCACGUCACAGCUACUGCAUGGAUGGUAUAGUAAAGCCGCACAUGUCGAAGCAAAUUUCUUCUUUCAUUACCGUGGCAAUCUCAUUCAAAAGUCAUUCGAAGGCCUGCUCCGCAGCAUUCUCAGCCAAGUGUUAGAGCAAGCCCCCAGUACCUUUUCAUUGGUUCAAGCGAUAAUACAACACGCCUCCCAGAACGUCCCAAAAAGACGAGAACCAGUCACCCAGAAAAAGACUGAACGAGUUGAAAGCGUCAUAGAUGAACACCACGACCGCGAAAAUAUUCAACAUUUUGCAAACGAGAUUUGGACACUCCCAAACCUGCAAAAAGUCCUACAUCAAGUCAUAGAUCAACAAUCAAUGGAUUUAGAUCUGUGUAUUUUCAUCGACGCUCUUGAUGAACACGACGGGCCACCAGAGUUUAUUGCAGAGUUCUUAAAGGAUAUAAUACAACCACGAAACAGCCGCACGCGUGUCAAAAUUCUCUUCUCCAGCCGACCGUGGGACGUUUUCAAGGAUGUUUUCCCUGAUUGCCCUGGCUUUCAGAUUCAUCAGCAUACUGAUAAUGAUAUCCGUGAACUUUGCACCCAUGUCAUAAACAGUGAAUGCCCUGCUUCACAAGAACUUUUUCAACUAGUGGAAGAGAUUGUGAAGCGAGCCAAGGGUGUUUUCUUGUGGGUUAAGUUGGUGUUGCAAGAAUUAUCCAAGAUUGCAGCGUCUGCUCCGCUGGGAAGAAAUACUGAAGCUUUAUCCGGCGAACUACGGGUCGCUUUGCAAAAUCUUCCCGACGAUUUAGUUGAGUACUUCAGCACCAUAGUGGAACGGAUACCCCAAUCUUUCCGCCGUGAGGCAUUUUGUUUACUUGAAGUUGUUGCUAAAGGGGAUGGGGUUUAUCUUGCAGACGUACCAAAAAUUCUUGGCUGCUUAAAUUUCUCUCAUUAUUCCGAGCUGGAACAAAUACUUGAGAACCUGGACGAACGCACCCCUGAGCAGUGGGCUACUUUGUUAAGAACUUAUACCGGCGGGCUUAUUGAAAUCCAAAAGCCACCCAAAUGUAAACUCCAGUUACUGCACCAGACAACUGUUGAUUUUGUUCAACUACCAGAGUUCAAAAAUAUUGUUCUCCGAUCAGGGGCGCAUGCUACCAGCGAUAACGGGCAUACAUUUCUCGUAAAGCUCAUCCUUCUCAAGCCUUUGGAAGAUGAGUAUGGCGAUUAUGGAGCAAAACUCGAUCUUUUGUUUCAUGCCAAUUAUUCCGAAAAAACUACUGGGAGGAGCUUAUAUUCGUUUUUUUCGGACGUCUCCACAUUCGAAGCUCGUGGGAUAUAUUCAUCCUGUAUCUCUGGAGGACUUUUACCCUCUCAUUUGAAAUUCACAUCUCCAUUCCAACUGGCUUUCAACGCUCAUCUUCGCCUUUUCAUUGAGGACGCUCUGCAAUCUGAGUCAUCGUUCAUAUCCAAAUCCACGAAUUGUUGGGCACAAUUUGUUUUUGAUGCACUCUACGAUGGCCUAGCUACCUAUGAAGAAGCUCUGCAGAUGAUCGAACUCUUAGCUACUCAUGGCUCGUCUCGUUAG